AUGGCUUCGUCAACAUUGAUCUAUGAGAUUGAAAAAGAUUUAUUUCGAUAUGGUGGUCCAAUCUUAAUCAUUAUCGGUAGUAUUAGUUGUAUACUUAACUUAAUGGUAUUCAUGAAAGAUGGUCUACGAAAAAAUCCUUGUUCAGUUUGCUUUAUAGCUAUUAAUAUAACCAAUUUUGCAUACAUUUAUUUGGGUUUAUUAUUUGUUGUACUUCCAUCGGGUUAUGGAAUUGAUCCUAGUACAAACAAUAUGGAUUUCUGUCGAUUCCGUUAUUAUGCUGACACGAUUCUUACUUGCUGGGAAUCGUCUUAUCUCAUUCUAGCAUCAAUUGAUCGAACAAUGAUCACUUCACGAAAUGCGACUACAAGACAAAGAUGUACACGCCAGGAAGGACCAAAUUAUUUUGUUUGUUACUAUCAACCAGGUGCAUAUACAACAUUUAUAACCUAUUAUUCACUUUUCAUCAACGGAUUAUUACCACCUUUCCUUAUGAUUCUAUUUGGUAUUCAAACAGUAAAAAAUGCCCGUCAAUUAGGACGUAAUACAGGUCCUGCCAAAUCAUCGAAUGUUGGCUCUGUAUCAGUAGGUGGAACACAUAUAUUUCAAUCAAAAGAUCAACAACUUAUUCGAAUAGUACUCGUAGAUAUCAUCACCUAUAUUAUUUGUAAAUGUCCAGUUACAUUGUUUCUCAUCUAUCAACAAAUCACUCAAUAUCAAAUGAAGAGUGCACAACAAGAAAUAAUUGAGCAAUUAGUCGCACAAAUAAUAUAUUUUGUGUUUUUCAUGGAGACUUCUAUUGGCUGCU
Molecule: messenger RNA, 805 nt
Organism: Adineta steineri
Lineage: Eukaryota; Metazoa; Rotifera; Eurotatoria; Adinetida; Adinetidae
Source: the annotation of a GenBank genome assembly